Annulohypoxylon maeteangense is the source of this 3753-nucleotide messenger RNA. RefSeq names its product P-loop containing nucleoside triphosphate hydrolase protein. Gene Ontology annotation, molecular function: ATP-dependent chromatin remodeler activity; ATP binding. The transcript is spliced from 3 exons. The record is from RefSeq and is a predicted model, not a curated record. NCBI's taxonomy places the organism in Eukaryota, Fungi, Ascomycota, Sordariomycetes, Xylariales, Hypoxylaceae. The coding region runs from base 430 to 3753 and encodes 1107 amino acids.
CCGAUAACACCUAUGAAAUUUAGAUUGUAAAUACACAUAUCUUCUUUCCCUUUAACUAUACCAGCCUAUAAAUACCAUAAAUAGUACUCUCUACUUGGCGAGUAGUAGCUUUACUAAAACCAUAAUAAGUGGGCCCGCUGCCUUCCUCCAGUCAAAGGGAUAACACUUUCCUUCGUCUUACAUUCAUCGCAAAUUAAGAUAUGCCUACCUCUGCGUCCUAGCAGUCUUCUUAAUUUUUCUUUACAACUUUACUUUUAACAUUCAAAUAUUUCUACGAGCCAACUUCAAUGUGAUUUCUUCCAAGAUCACUAUUCUCGAUGAAGACAGGCCCUGUCGUUGGCCUGUCGCUACUUCUCAACCUACGAAUUGAAUCUUCCCCCAUAGAUACAUUUACAGCAUUAAAAUCCCCUUGUUACACCAACCAACACCAUGGAUACGUCGUGGACUAGCAAAUACAUUCCAGCUGGGUGUCUCAAAAUACCUGCAGAUACUGGCAAUCUCUCAUUGCUUGGAAGUUUUGCCUCGUCUAAGUGGGAGUUCUUCGCUCGCUAUCCGGAUGAAUUUCCCGCGCAAGAUUGUCUUCCAGCCCAGCUGCAGAACACACUUUUAAAGCAGAUUUUUUUACAACCUUUCAUCGGAUUAUGGACAAAUCGAUGGAUUCAGAUGUCUUUUUGUCAAAUUUCCGAACUAGAGAAUAUGGGGCGCCUUCGAAUUUACAUACUACCUCAAGAUGUAGACAGAAGUGUCAUGAUCGUCAACAAUGACUUAACUAGAGCUAAUUUAGCCUUACUAUCUCAACUAGAUUACUCGUCGGACUGUUGGAGCGGCGCAACCAGAACCAUCUACCAAGGUCACCCAGCACCAUGUACUCAAGAUCUACCCGAGGACGAUGGAUCGCUUUUGUCCAUGUUUAACAACAUUCCUUCACCAGAUCCUCACUCAGGCUUAGAGACGAACCCAGACACCCGUGAUGGGAUGGAAUGCUUACUGCAGAGUGAUAUUCCUGGCAUAACUACGAAACUAUACCCCUACCAAGGCAGAUCGGCUGCACUCAUGCUUCAACGCGAGGAAAAUCCUAAGAGGAUUAUUGACCCUCGAUUUCAGUCAGUGCUUGACCAAGAUGGGAAAACUUGGUAUUACGACAACGUCUCAGGUAUUGUCUUAAGGGAACCACGGUACUACGACGGAGUCCGUGGUGGAAUCCUUGCAGAAGAGAUGGGUACGGGAAAGACCCUCAUCUGCUUAUCUCUGAUUAUCAGCACCAAGGGCGAGCCUAGCAAAGUCCCGGAGCCAUUUGUUGUUGAGACUGACCAAAAGCCCAAUGCAUCCUUAAUGGAUAUGGCAGCAGCAGCAGUCAACAAAAAUUCGAUAGCAUGGAGGCUCUUUUUCGAGGCUUAUGCUAAGAGCGGCCGCGAAUACCGGCACUGCAAGGAGGCCUUGCAGAGACAAGAGAAUCUUGCCAUAUACAAAAUCCGAGAAACCUUGAUAGAGCCACGAAGGAGUAACAGAGCCGUGCCCACUGCCAAAGCACCCAAAACAGUGUACCUCAGCUGCGUCUCGCUCGUUGUAGCUCCCAAUAACCUUGUCAAGCAAUGGCAAGACGAGAUUAAGAAGCACACCACCGGCCUGAAGCUACUUGUUCUUGUAGAGAAGCAAGAAAUCCCAUCAAUCUUUAACUUAUUGACCUAUGACUUGAUUCUCUUUUCUGAGAGUCGCUUCGAGUGGAUCCAGCAAGAGAAGGACUGUUGCCCACUUGAAUACAUUCGGUUCAAGCGUUGCAUCAUAGAUGAAGGUCAUAAGCUAGGCCACAGAACCCGAGGUUGGAAAAGCGAUGUGCUGAGAGUUCUCGACCGCCUUGAAAUAUCUGCACGUUGGGUUGUUACAGGAACCCCUUCAAGAGGAUUGUAUGGUGUAGAGAACACUUCACGCAAUGGCGCCAACGGAACAAUAAAAUCAGCCCCACCCCAGGAACGACAAGACCUGCAAAGAAUUGGCAAUAUUGCUACUAAGUAUCUCAGAGUUCGGCCAUGGGUUAAUACGAAGGAUGAGAUCGGCGACAGUGUGGCUGAUUGGAAUGUGUAUGUCAUGAACAAAAACCAGCAUACCAAGGGUCACAAUCGCAAAGACUGUUUGAGGACAACUCUCAAUUCACUUAUCGUCCGUCAUAGGCUCUCAGAUGUCAGCACACUUCUACCUCCAGUAGAAGAAAAGAUCGUGCUUCUCGAUGGAUCCUUCCAGGAUAAGCUGUCUCUGAAUCUCUUCUCCAUGAUGGUCAUCUUCAACUCAGUACAGUCGCAGCGCACCGAUAUGGAUUACUUCUUCCAUUACAGACAGCGCAAGAGUCUUAUUCGACUCGUUAAUAACUUAAGACAAGCUUGCUUCUUCGGUGGCGUGUUCUACUCCGUCAGCGACAUAAAUCAAUCUUUACGGACCGCGGAACAGUUUCUCUGGAAAAAGGAAAUCCCAAUUAGUGACGAGGACGAAGAACUUCUUAAACAAGCAAUUGCAUUUGGCAAAUUUGCUGUAAAGAAUAAAUUGAAGGCCGUCAGCUACGAAUUCCACGCGAUGCCAUUGUACGUAGAAAACUUUCCCGGGGGUAAUGGGAAGAGUUGGUCUCUUGAUUUUCAGGAGGUUGAAAGUCCGGGUCAACCUAUCUGUACCGAUGCUGGGAUGAUCCUUGCGCUCCAGAAGUAUCUAAACCCCUGGAUUGAUGCCCCAACAUCCUUGCAGACAAUAAUAUCGAGCAGCAUGCUCGAUCGACAAGGUAUGGCUGAGCGUUCUCAAGCCUUAACUUUGGCGAUGUCAGCUGAGAUUGGGCGAUCUUCAAACCUGCACUUAGCUGGCAAUAUUUCUCUCAGCGACGACCAUAACACAAAGCCGAAAUCGGGGAACUUGGAAAAGGUAACAUCGUCACCCACUAAGAGCUAUCAAGGGAACGCUGAAAACUCGGAGAGUCCCGUUGAGAUUGCUGAACCUCUGAAGAAAACUAAGAUCAUCUCGACCGUCUCGGCCAAGUUAUCCUAUCUCAUUGACUCCAUCGUCAAGUACCAAGAUAAGGAGCAAAUCAUCAUCUUCUACGACAAUGACAACAUUGCAUAUUAUUUAGCUGGGGUGCUUGAAAUUCUGCAAAUCCAACAUCUGAUUUACUCAAGAGCUGGUCUUACCUCAGAAAGACGAGCGCAAUACGUUGCUACUUUCACACAUAACCAGGAAUUUCGGGUCUUGUUGAUGGAUAUAACACAAGCAGCUUUCGGCCUCGACAUGCGCAGUGCUUCGCGCAUUUACUUCAUUAGCCCUGUCCUGAAUCCACAAGUUCAAGCCCAGGCUAUCGGAAGAGCGCGACGCAUUAGUCAGCAAAAACCAGUAUCUGUCGAGACCCUCGUCUUGCGCAACAGUAUCGAGGAAAUUAUUGUCAACCGUCGUAAACAGAUGACGCAUGCUGAACAAGUCAAGGUCAAGUCUAUCAUAGACGACCAUUUGAUAUACCAAUGGAUUUUGAAUGCGAAGAUCAUGCCGAUGUCUGACGAAAAAGACGGCGUCGCGCAGACCUCGAUGCUUAAAACCCCACAAUUCGUCUUCGGUAGAGGAUUUGGCCGAGAAUUUGACCCUGAUGAAGGAUUGAUCACAGACACUCCCGUUCCAUUUGAGGAAACUAGAGGCCAGAAGAGAUCAAACUCAGAGAUUUCGGCAGUCGACGAUAAUGACCUUGACUCUCAGACACUGCUUAGAAAACGCGUUCGAAUAUGCAUCUAA